AUGGGCAUCAAAACAGGAGUCUCUAGCCAGUUCUGGUGUCCCCUGAUUCAGUCCGUGCCCGCGCACAGACGAGCCGCGCCUGCUAGGAUGCACUUGGCGCCGGCCAUUCCGGUCGAGCCCGAGGGAGCGCCUGCGGGCCCAGGCCAAGAAGACCUCGUCACUGCGCUGGAGGACCGUGCGAGGGCGCGCCACAUGCGCAGUGGAAGCCUCAUGUCCCAGUUUAUGAGGUCAUUCGCUCAGAACAUGAAGUAUGCCGUUCUUCAAGACAGCAAGGGCGACAUGCCAGAGGAGGAAAGGCAGCGGCAGAUGCGAGCCAUUGAGGCUGCAAAGGCUCAGCAGGAGCAGCACGGAGGAUCCGGCUGGAGCGAGAGCCCCCGAGAACCGACUCACGACUUGGCUCUUCUCCAACACCGGCCCAGGAGGCAGCCGGCGGCCCUGCAGGCGACGAUUGCAUUCUUGGGCUAUGCUUCAAGUCUUGUCUUUACGAGUUUCAGCAUCUCCGACUUCAGUUUGGAUUGUCGGUGA
This is a messenger RNA of Symbiodinium sp. CCMP2456, 525 nucleotides long. Lineage: Eukaryota; Dinophyceae; Suessiales; Symbiodiniaceae. The record is from the annotation of a GenBank genome assembly.